UUGUCAGGUUUCAUUUGGGCUUAAAUGUUUUCGUUUUUUGAUUUGGGUCAGUGACUGAUUCUCUUGUCUAAGGAUCUGAUAGAAUGAAGUUUGGGUUCGUUUUCGUUUUGUUAUUCUGUUCAAUUUGAAAUGGAACGAUUGUUCUGGUUGAUUGUUCUGUGCACUUGGUAGAGAUUUUGGGAGAUAGGUUUUGACAUCCGAAGUUGAAAGGUGCUGUUUCGCCUGGAAUUUUUGGAUCUUUUGGAGUGAAGAUAUUGAAUUCUGUUCUGCAUUUAGAGUGCAUAAGGGAGUUUUGUUGUGUACUUUGUGAAUUAGACCAUCGCCAUGGAUGGGAUUGGGGAAUCUUCUCAAUCUGGGUCUGGAAUUGUUGAUUCUAAAUCUUUGGGAAGUGGGGUUGUUCGUGAAGACAAUAGGGUUGCUGAACAAGUGUCGCCCCUGGGAGGUGGGGGGAGGAAUACUAGUCCAUUGGGUAGGGCAGGAUCCAGAAAUACUAGUCCUUCGAGGCAGAAGGUUAUAAAGACCAAACCUCGUGGUCUAGAUGAAGAAACAGUUACAACAUUUAGUAAAGCAUCCCAUCCAGAUGUUCAAAUGGAAGAUGGUAUAUGGGCGAUGCUGCCUGAAGAUUUGUUAAACGAGAUCUUAGCUAGAGUUCCUCCAUUUUUAAUCUUUAGGCUUCUUUCUGUUUGUAAAAAGUGGAAUUCUAUACUUCAAGACACUAGUUUUCUUAAAUUUCAUGCACAAGUGCCUUCACAUGGGCCUUGUCUUCUCACAUUUUGGAAGAAUUCUCAAACCCCCCAAUGCUCAGUCUUCAGCUUGCCAUUAAAAACAUGGUAUAAGAUUCCAUUCACAUUUUUGCCUCCUUGGGCAUUCUGGUUGGUUGGUUCAUCUGGCGGUCUUGUUUGCUUUUCUGGGCUUGAUGGACUAACUUUCAAAACCUUGGUAUGCAAUCCCCUCACACAAAAGUGGAGGGCCUUGCCAAGUAUGCACCAUAAUCAGCAGAGGCAGCUGAUUUUGGUUGUUGAUCGGACUGAUCGGUCAUUUAAAGUCGUAGCGACUAGUGAUAUUUAUGGUGACAAGUCCCUGCCCACUGAAGUUUAUGACUCAAAGCUGAACCGUUGGUCACUUCAUCAAACUAUGCCUGCUGUAAAUCUCUGCUCCUCGAAGAUGGCAUAUUGUGAUUCCAAAUUAUACUUGGAAGCUCUUUCUCCGCUUGGUUUAAUGAUGUAUCGGCUGGAUACAGGCUAUUGGGAACAUAUUCCUGCUAGGUUCCCUCGUUCUUUAUUGGAUGGGUAUUUGGUUGCUGGUACACAGAAGCGCCUAUUUCUUGUUGGAAGGAUUGGUCUUUAUAGCACUCUUCAAAGCAUGAGAAUUUGGGAACUAGAUCAUGCAAAAAUUAUGUGGGUGGAGAUUAGUAGAAUGCCACCUAAAUAUUUUCGUAUUUUGUUGAGGUUAUCGGCAGAGAGAUUUGAGUGCUUUGGACAGGAUAAUCUGAUCUGCUUUACAUCUUGGAACCAAGGAAAGAGUCUUCUUUAUGACGUCGAUAAGAAAGUAUGGUCUUGGAUUGCUGGCUGUGCUUUGCAGUCAUGUAACAGCCAGGUCUGCUUUUAUGAACCAAGAUUUGAUGCUUCUGUAUUCUGAGCUGACUUCUUUUUUUUUCCUUGAUGAUUCUUUAUUACAUCCAUUCUUAUCUGAGGCACAAUUUUUCAUGACUUCUUCAUGUACACAUCCUUGUAUAUGGUUUCCUCACUUUGUGAUUACUGGCCGAUCAUCUAAGUUUCUUCUGCUGUUUGCUGGAUUAAUUCCAUUCCAUGGUCAUAAUUCUAGGAGGCCAAUUUUGUUUGCAAGGUUUAGCAGUAGUAAGAAUAGUUUCAACCAAGACUUUCCUUGCAUGGGUUUAAUGACGUGCUAGCUUGAGCAUGGGAUGAACUGCAUUCAAGAAAAUUAUAUGUGGUUGGUAUUUGGGAAGAAUGGAAGCCAAGCUUGUAUUUUCAGAUGUGUUGGUUUAGGUUCAGUUCGAGUUAUCUCUAUGGAAAUUAGCUCCAUUGCUCUUGCAGUUCAAUCUGAGAUAUUAUUGUGAGCUGCUGACUUCAAAGUUCAACUAUGACGAUCAAGAAUGUCAAUGCCAAAUUUCAGGAACUUGCAGUGCUGGGUUUGGUUCUUGGUCACUAGCUGCUCAAGUUAAACGUAGUGCUUCAAGAGGUUCUUAACAAUCUGAGCUUUCAGGCGAACUUCUAUGGUUGGAGUUGAAAACCGAAAUUGUUGUUUUGAUCAUUGCAUAUAUAUAGGCUUCAGAAAUUUUCUCAAAUGUAAAAUGAUUGAUUUGUACGAUCUGUUCAGGACGUUAUAAAAAGGACAAUUUCUUCAA
This is a messenger RNA of Cucurbita pepo subsp. pepo (vegetable marrow), 2365 nucleotides long. Its product is annotated as F-box/kelch-repeat protein At5g15710-like. Gene Ontology annotation, molecular function: protein binding. NCBI's taxonomy places the organism in Eukaryota, Viridiplantae, Streptophyta, Magnoliopsida, Cucurbitales, Cucurbitaceae. The record is from RefSeq and is a predicted model, not a curated record.